Messenger RNA from Cadophora gregata, 297 nucleotides. RefSeq lists its product as uncharacterized. Gene Ontology annotation, molecular function: nucleotide binding. The transcript has a single exon. NCBI's taxonomy places the organism in Eukaryota, Fungi, Ascomycota, Leotiomycetes, Helotiales, Ploettnerulaceae. The record is from RefSeq and is a predicted model, not a curated record. Bases 1 to 297 code for a protein of 98 amino acids.
AUGUCCCUCUCAAAACAAAAUACCAAAAUCUCCAUCGCCGUCGCUGGUCUUGGCCGCAUGAGCAAGCGACACGUCCACACGGUUCUCAAUCGCGUCCCCAACGCCCAUGUUGUGGCAGUCUGCAGCUCCUCACCCGACGAGCUCACCUGGGCACAAUCUGAAUACGCCAACUGGGGAAUCCACGUCUAUGAUUCUUCUUCUGACAUGAUAUCCCAUCCAGGAUUGCAGGCUGUGUGGGUCAGCACCAGCAUGGAUGUGCACGCAAGUCAGACGAUUGAGGCGAUUGAGAGGGAUUGA